Ectocarpus siliculosus is the source of this 4152-nucleotide messenger RNA. Lineage: Eukaryota; Phaeophyceae; Ectocarpales; Ectocarpaceae. The record is from the annotation of a GenBank genome assembly.
AUGGUGUACCAAACGCUGUACUCAUACUAUGUGGGGGAUGAGACAAUCGAGAUAUCUCAGACCGUCAUGGGAGACGCCGCAAUCGAGGAUUCCGAGUUCAUGGAGAUCACGCCGGAUUCGGAGUCGGUGUACCUGGCAAGCAAUGGAAAUUCAGGCUUGACAUACACUGAUGCCACAGUCAACGUUUCUACCAGCCAGUUCUUUCUCGGGAGCAUCUUCACUGCUGAAACCACAUGGGCGACCGAUUUUGUCGCCGUCCAUCCUGACGGGACGCGCUUGUACGCGGGAAAAAAGUCGAAUGGAAAGGUGGCCAGAGGGAUAAGCGUGAAAGCUUACCGAACUCACACCGAGACUCCGAUUACGCCAAGUCCAACGGAGGCGCCUGCCCCUGCCCCGAUGGCAACGCCUGAGCCUACGCCUAGCCCAGAUGCAUCCCAGACAGGAGAUUCCAAUGAGAUUUCUCCGCCAGAAUUGACCUACGCAGAGCUUUCAGGAACUGAAAGUUUGUUCGUGAUAAGCUUCAACCGGACCUGCUAUUGUACAGCUGGCGAUGGUGCUUCGGAGUUGUCGUUUCCGCCGGCGUUGUGCGGGCAAGACUUUGAAACCGCGGUGUUCGAUCAACGGUGCAACGUAAAGAGUCUUCUCGACGAAAGCACGCGGGAAUUCUUCGGCGAGAACACAACAAUUUGCCAGUGGUCCAAUGGCAGCAGAGAAGCAGUGGUCAGAUUCAAUGAAUCGUCUGUUGUCGUGUGGGACCCGGCACCGAACAUUACGCUGGCCGGCGGGUACAUUUAUGGACAACAGAAUUUGUCCUUGUAUGAAGAGCCAGCUGUAUUCGCCAGUGGAACGGUUACACUUGGGUUGCGACAGGCGGCACCGGAGCUCUCAGAGGCAACGUUUACAAGCGACGGCUCUUCAAUCGUGGUAUCGUUCUCUGCAACGGGCUCAGCAUCGAGCGGCCUGGUGGACCCGAAUGACACAGAAUCGGGCAGCGCCGGGGCUUGCGAUGCUCUUUUCCGCAGCACUACUCUACUUGCGAUCGGGCAUGGCGCGAUAUGUGAAUGGACAAGCCACAGAGAACUCACGGUAUUCCUUGGGUCGGAUGCAUCGGUAGUGGCAGAAAGUAGUGACGCCACUACCACAAUGGUUUCGACGUCCUCUUGCACGACGGACGAGUCUUGCAUUGUCCUCAAGGAUGGAGGGGUUCGUGCAGAGGCGUUUGCCGUACUCUCGUCUGAGGGAUCAGUCCCUGUUUUGCCCCCUGACAACCCGUCCACGGUGUCGGCCGUCCUGGUCGCGCCUCAGUGGGUGGGGCUCUGCGGCGAGUUUUCGCUCGACGGGCGUAUGUCUUCCGGAGCUGCGUCAAGGUCACUUGCUGCCGUCUGGAACGUUUCGACGACACUUGCAAGCGACAGUGCUGCCGUGACGGCUGUGGCAGGGGCUCUUAAACCGUUUCAGGGAUCCCUGUAUGCAACCGUAAACUCAACCUCGCUCGAGCCCCUGGUGGAAUUCAAGAUCUCGCUCAUAGUGGAGAACUUCCUCGGUUCUGUCGACGCGGCUGCAGUCACCGUUACCAGAGUCAACGAAGACGCCCCGUCAGUGGUAGUGGUGGGUCCAGCGGCAAAGACAGCGAUAAGGAGUCGACCAACCUCUCUGAGGAUGGCUGCAACACCACCUGCCUGCGGUGAUGCUUCGAGUUUAUCAUUCACCUGGACCGAGUCGGGAAUGGACGGCUAUGAUGCCCUGGGCACAAGUGUAAUGGAGAAUUUGGUGGGAAACGACCCCACGGCCCUCACAAUACCAGCGUACACCCUCAGCUACCCCGGGUCCACGUACCGAUUCGUCGCAACGGUAUCAUCGGGGACGUUAACAUCGGGGGCGGUCGUCGAGAUUAUCGUGGGACAAGGAGCUCUGAGGGCUGCUAUUAGUGGCGGUCAAUACCGGCAACACACCGUAGGUGCCGACCUCGUUCUGGACGGCAGCGAAUCACUUGACGAGGACGAUGUUCCGGAGGAGGAGUUUCCUCUCAGGUACUCCUGGUCUUGCUCCGAAAAUUGCUCCGGAGUGGCGGACGGGUAUACUGGCUCGGACGAGGCAAUCUUCACGAUUCCGAGCGGGAGUUUGGAAGCAGGCUUGGUGUACGAGUUCUCCCUGAACAUUAGCAAGGGAACGGCAGAAUCUGAUGUGGUCUACGGCGUCUUUCGUUCAGACUCCGCGGCCGUCCAAGUUCAAGUGAACGGUGAUUUGGACCUCGCGACGGCGGAUUGGAGUGAUUUGUUCACCAGCACCCAGACUGGGGCCAUUCUUGUGGUCAGACCGUUCGUGCUGACGGGUGGGUCGUCCUACACGUUCCGGCUUUCAGCGGUGGAUACCGCUUCCGGAGAAACAGGUACGCAAUCGAGGCGAUGCACGGGAUUGUCUCGCCGUAGCACAGUACGGAGCUCAGCUGUUCAUCGUAAUGCUGGAGGCUUUGCGGAGAUACAUUUCGAUGUGAACGCACCUCCGUCGGGUGGAUACGUCGAAGCGACACCAAGGGCAGGGGUUGCAGCCAUCGACAUGUUUUCUCUAGAGGCUUUGCUAUGGGAAGAUGACAUCGAAGAUCUUCCGUUGAAAGUCUCUUUCUUCUACGUCGCGGGUCAGGACGAAACGGGAACACGGCGCAGCCUGUCGCUGUAUGAGGUGGAGUCUGUCGAGUGGAACGGACCCCUACCUGUAGGUUCGGCAGCUGACAACUACACGAUGACCAUCAUAGCAUGGGCGGCCUCUUCGAGCGGUCUGUCGCUGAUGGAUGAAUACGCAGCCGUGGCCAGCGUCACGGAAGACAUUCCAGGGGAAACAACAUCGAUUGUCAGAGCGUUUGCCUCCCUGCUCAUCGUCGAGAUCAACAACAGUGCGGCGGCCACACCUACUGAGGAACAAGAAUUCCAGGUGUGGGCUACUCGGGAAAGAUACGACGUGCAUUCAUAUCCGCUGAGCUCUCGAAUGCAUGGCAUGACCUUUGUGGCUACCAUGAUUGAUGCAACCGUGCGCGAGUCCACCGUGUUGGACUACUCGACGACAAUGGCCGGUGCAAUACUAGACACGAUGGUGGUUUUGUCGAGCAGCGAAAAGGCGUUGAACACGGAUUCGCAGUCGAUAGUGCUCCUCAUGGAGGCUGGAAUGGAAGACGGCGAAGGUGUGAUGACGAUCGAAAGUGAGUACGUGCAAGCGAGCUGUCUCGUCACUUCAAGCACGGGGAGCCUGAGCUUCGACACCGGAACAUCAUCGGUGUCAUUCGAAGACGGCGUUAUUGCUUCUCCAUCAUCGCCAUCAACGAGGAGGCGGAUGACCCCUGAAAUUGACGGGGGCUUGAAGUGCAAAUCAGGCCGAUGUGCUCGAUCGACAAGACGUAUGCCAAAAUCAUCCUCUCGUCGACUGAAUAGUGUGUCCUCGACAUCUACGUCAACGGUGGUGGUCACCAACCAGCUCUUCAAUGCCAAUGACCGGCCGUCGGCUCUCGUCAACGGGGGUGUCACACAGAUCAAAGUUUCGAGUACCAGUGACGGAGAGGACAUCGCGUUGGCAGGCCCGGUACAGCUGACAAUGAGGGCCUCAAUGACAUCGAGUGCUCAGCUCCCGUCGUGCUCGUACUACAACGAGGACACCGGCCUCUGGGAUUCAGAGGGCCUCGCUAUUGGCGCAGUUGCGGUGCUGACCGACGCGGCAGACAGCGCAGUGGACGUCCUCGUGUCCUGUGUGACGUUUCACCUGUCGGACUUCGGUGUGGCAACCACAGAAGUCGAGCCCGUCUUCCAACCGGUGACACUGGGGGCAGGCCUCAGUGUCGUCAAGGGAAGGGAGAUCACCGUGUGGGGACUUGUGCUGACGGUAGGUGCUCUGAUUCUUUUGGGCGUCGUCUGGAGCGUCUCCAGGAUAGCAGAUCAUCGUUCGAAAACGGCCGAAAGGCUUCAGACAAGGGCCUACGACCACUACAUCGAAACAGGACAUCCCCAGCGACUACCGACUUUGGAAGACAUCAAGGACUUGAAACAGACGCUAGAGAAGAAGCACAAGACAAGACGGAAAAAACGGGACGCGACAUUUGCAAGAUACCUCAGACGGAAGUUAUUCCAACGCCCAAAGGUUGAAUACGCUCAAAUUUUGGCCAGGUAG